ACCGGGAGUUAUGGAUCAUCGUUGUCUUAAAAAAGUUAGUCAACCUAGCAGUUCAAAUUCAAUGAAAUGUGACGCGUUUAAAUAUACCUAUUGGUAUUUAAAUUUGAUAGCAAUUUGGCCAUUAAUUUCUCAGUCUUUGGCUAUUAGAAAAGUAAUAUCUGUUAUCCACGUGUUUUUUGUAACUGUUAUGCUUUUAUGGCAGAUAAUUUUUAGAUGUUAUCAUGUCUAUUUCUAUGCGAUCGACUUAGAUGAACAAGUUACUUUAAUUGGUCCUAUGAUAUUUAUUCUCGUGUCUUUACUUAAAUACUUGGCUAUUAUUGCUCAUCGUAAAACGAUUAUGAAAUCUAUAGAGCAUAUAAAAACUGACUGGAGUAUGACUAAGUGUCGUGAAGAAAAAAAUAUAAUGAUAAAAAAUAUAACAGUCAGUAAAAAAAUAACUAUUGUAUUUUCAAUACUUAUGUACACGAGUGGUGUAUUUUAUAAUUUUAUGAUGCCUCAUGUAAUACCCCUUAUAUUUCGAAGUAAUGACCGAAAUUAUACUAAACGCCUAAUAAUUUUUCCCGGUUAUAAUAGUGCUUUCAAUGUUGAUUCCUCUCCGUUGUAUGAAAUAACUUACUUGUUCCAUACUAUUGCUAUAUUUUUUUGUUUUACGGUGCUAGUUAGCACAUGUAAUUUAAUAGUAGUUCUAGUAACUCAUACUAAUUGCCGAAUUCAAAUAGUCAUUGUUCAAUUGAAGUCAUUGAUAGAGGAUUUUUUUGACGGAGGAAAGUUUUCAUAUCUGAAAAUGUCAAACAUGGUUCGACAUCAUAUUCGAGUACUUGAAUUUUCUGAUAAAAUUCUGAGAAAACUUUUAUCAGAAAUUUGUCUUGUAGAGAUUGGUGCAACUUCUAUGCUUCUAUGCGUUGAUGAAUUUUGUUGUUUAAGACUGUUAAGUAAUCAAGACUUCGCGAAUAUAGUACCAUAUAUUAUGUUAUUUCUCGCUUUGAGUUUGAAUAUAUUGAUAUUGUCUUACUUCAGUGAACUUCUUAACUCUCAGUUCAUCGAAAUCAGUAAUCAAUGCUAUAUGACUGACUGGUAUAAAAUUCCUCUUAAAGCAAGAAAAUAUUUUAUUUUGAUUAUGAAUAUGUCUCAACGACCUCAAAAAAUAAGUGCUGGUGGAAUAAUAGAUCUAUCGUAUAUGACUUAUGUACAAAUUAUUAAGACUGGAUUUGCAUACUUACAAAUUUUGAGAGCUUCAAAUACGCAAAGUGAUGAUUAAGGAAAUUCACUUCAAAAAAAUGAAUUUCAUCAUUAACCUGGACUGAGUUCUACGAACAUUAACCCUAAGGAUCAAAAGCACAAUUACACUGAGAAAAAUUA
Molecule: messenger RNA, 1359 nt
Organism: Microplitis mediator
Lineage: Eukaryota; Metazoa; Arthropoda; Insecta; Hymenoptera; Braconidae
Product: odorant receptor 22b-like
Exons: 5
Coding region: 11-1258 (415 amino acids)
Biological process (GO): detection of chemical stimulus involved in sensory perception of smell; sensory perception of smell
Cellular component (GO): plasma membrane
Molecular function (GO): olfactory receptor activity; odorant binding
Source: RefSeq, a predicted model, not a curated record